This is a messenger RNA of Psylliodes chrysocephalus, 870 nucleotides long. NCBI's taxonomy places the organism in Eukaryota, Metazoa, Arthropoda, Insecta, Coleoptera, Chrysomelidae. The record is from the annotation of a GenBank genome assembly.
AUGAGAGAAAAUGUGAUGAAACUUGCGGAAGGUCUAAAUGACGAAUAUGGGCAAAGUGUAUUACGUCGUCUUCAGCAAGUUGACGAAUUAUGUGCAGCUGAUGCGCAGUACCAUUUCCGCUGCAUGAGAGAUCUACACCAUGUCCGAAAAUCAACUCAAACGGGCAAACGAACCACUGAUGAGAUUGAAGGCGACUUUCGACCUCACCCGUACACUGUCAGAAGGCACCUUCUUGAAACGUUUGGCGAUGAUAUUGUUGUCACAUCAAGAACACCUUAUGUUGUUUGUUUCAAAGCCAUCGGACAGAAAAUAAUUACUGACAACUGGUUUCAAGAGGUGGAGAAAUUAGCAGAAAAAGAGGAAUGGCGCCACAUAGUCGAAGCAGCCGCUGUCAUAGUUGUUGAAGAUAUCAGAUCUCAAGUAAAUGACGUGACUGAAUAUCCCGCCACCGAUAAAUUUCUAAAUGGGGUCGAAGAUGUUAUUCCUAAAACUCUUCGAGUGUUUAUAGAGACUGUGGUACUAAACAAGAAGCGAGGGAAUCUUGAGCCAUGGAAGAAAAAAUGGGUAGCGAUUGCACAUAUAUUGAUUAGUAGGUUUGGCAGCUUUUUUAUACAAAAAUACGGAUCGCGAAAACAGAUUGAUAUCCUGUCAUCCCUCGGGUUUUGUGCAACAUAUAACGAAGCAACUCGAUUUGAAGUGUCAUCAAUAAUCCCUACUCUGACUAUAAAGCAACAAAUUCUUUGCCAAAUGAUAUACGACAAUACUGAUUUCAACAUCCAAACUCAUGAUGGAAGAAAUACUUUUUAUAGAAUGGGGAUCAUCCGAUGCCUCACCCCCAAAAAGUGCUGUUGCCCCUGGUCAAAAGAUUAA